Clunio marinus is the source of this 312-nucleotide messenger RNA. The record is from the annotation of a GenBank genome assembly. NCBI's taxonomy places the organism in Eukaryota, Metazoa, Arthropoda, Insecta, Diptera, Chironomidae.
AUGGCAUCUCAAGUUACAGUCACAACGAACGAAAUAUUGUCGUUCGUUCUUUUAUCGGAUGAAGUCAAUCGACGAAACUGCCAACAGACACGGUACAUAUUUUAUAGCGAAAAAACAAAAUUAAAGGAAAAACAACAACACAACACGAGAAAACAAACAAAGACAUUUGAUGCUGCACUUCAUAAGACUGCUUCAAAAAAAGAUGAAGAAAAUAUGAAUCAACACCUUAACGUUGUGAAAGAUUUCAUGAUUACAUUUUUGCUCAACAUCUUUGCAUUACGACUUGCAAACGAUAAUCAUAGGCGAAUGUGA